Lasiodiplodia theobromae is the source of this 3015-nucleotide messenger RNA. RefSeq names its product Ph domain protein. The record is from RefSeq and is a predicted model, not a curated record. Gene Ontology annotation, biological process: protein localization to prospore membrane; ascospore-type prospore membrane formation. The coding region runs from base 1 to 3015 and encodes 1004 amino acids. The transcript has 7 exons. NCBI's taxonomy places the organism in Eukaryota, Fungi, Ascomycota, Dothideomycetes, Botryosphaeriales, Botryosphaeriaceae. Gene Ontology annotation, cellular component: prospore membrane.
AUGGACGCGGGUGCGCUUGAUCCCAACUCCUAUACCGCACAGCGCUUGCAACAUGCUACCCCCGAACACCUCUAUCUUACCUCGCGCCGCUGCUUCAUAGGCCCGAUUCCUGAGGGCUGGCUUAAGUCGCACCGCCACGAUUGGUACAAACACCAUCUGCACAUCAAUUACUCCUCGCGCGCUGCUACAUUUUCAACCGACCUCCGUAUCACCCACGACCGCCGCACCUCUGGCAUUGACGGGCCACGCACCUCGAGACCAUUCCGCCCGAGUUUUCCACAACCCGCCGACCUUGACGAAGACGACCAUGCUCAUGCCAACGGAGAUGGGGCCGCCGACACGGGCGCCAUCGUUGUCGUGCCGCGGGCGAGCGAGCCAGACCCCGAGAUAGUCGACGAGGAGCUGGCAGGACGGCACAGAAGGGCACAAUCACGAUCCAGCACCGCAAAAAGCCGCGUGGAGAAACUGAGAAGACCGGACUACAAAAGAGAUAAUACAGGCUCUUAUGUCACGGCCCGCGAAGAGAUUCGUCCGCCUUCAAUCCAGGAGCCGCGCGCCAUUUCCGUGGCCGAGAGCAGCCUGCAGAUCCCCUCGUCUCCACGUGUUGACGGCUCUACCUCUUCGUUGUUACCAAAGGCCCACACUGCUGCCCCGGAACCUGUGCUAACGCAGCCCGAGGAGGCGAGUAAUACCAGGCAAGACAGUGGCCGUGCCUUGGUGAAGUUUGAUUUACCCGAAGAUUCGAUGAAGGCUGAGAUCCAGGCAAAAGCACAACUUGCUCGGACUCACCUGGGCCGGAAAGGCCGUCGUCUCAAGAAAACCAAGCUUCGCGAUGGCCAGAUAGUCAAAAUGGACAAGAUGCUGGUGCGCGUGGAUACCACAAUCUCCGAAGUUGGUGAAGAAUUUGACGAGAAUGAAGCCCACAAGAUUGAAUCACGCACCAGUGAAAAAUGGCGGGAGUACAUGGUUGUGUGCCGCGACAAUCAUGAAGCCGAUGAGGAUUUUCCUUUUGUACUCCAGAUGUACAAAUCACGGGUAAUCGCAGCGGUUGAAGGAUCAAAAAAUAAAAAGAAGGCAAAGCAUGAAGUUCGACUCGGCCCUAAGUACACUAGAGUCAAUCUCUAUUCAUCACUGGACAAGACGGUUGUCAUAUGGACGCCGUACCGCAAAGGAACGAAGAUUUACAUCAUGCGCCCGCGUUCGGGCUCCAGCGCUGCUGAGUGGUAUACCUUCCUCAGGAACGUCCUAGGAUGGAACCGAGCCUCGGAGCUACAAGUCAACGUGCCCGAUCUGGAUGUGAGCCUCCGCUUGGAAAACCCGUUUCAGGAGCUGGAGUCAUCCAAGGAGCUACAGGAAGCCGCCAAAGGGAAUGAGGAAGCAAUGGUGAAGGCGGUCCAGCAGGAGCAAGCUGUUGCUAAAAACAUCAUUAACCGUGCCAUUGAGAUGCUAAGCCAAACCCAAGAAUAUUCCGAGGUUGUCAAGAAAUGGACCUCAUCCGAACGAAUUGGACUUGCUUGGAAGCGGUAUGACCGAUUGGAGUGGAUACACGGACCCAACGAGAAGAAAAUGUACGGUUCUAUUGCCAUGGCGCGAACCCACGAACUGGAGCUACGUCCCAAGGAACACUAUCCCACCAAAGCAAGGACCAAAAAGAACAAUAUCAUUGAAGAGCCUGUGCCAGUUGAAGGGUUUUUGAUCCGACUGACAAGUCAGAGGGGACUUGAUCAGAGGCUUGGCCCAAAAGCCGUUCCACCACCGCCACCCAAGUUACCAUGCAUUGGGAGCUCGCGACUGCCCACGCCAAAGGAGAUCACCGACGCAAUACCUUUGGUGUAUGCUGUUAAUCCUUAUCCCGUCAAGGACGGAGAGAUAGAAUGGCUGGCAGGGGGCGACGGGGGCUCUUCAGAAAACAUCCGUUACCGUGACCGGGACGCUGAAGAUGAAGCUGAGAGGAAGACGAACCUGUUGCUGAAAUGCGAUGGUUACAUCAACCUCUGCAACAUCAAGAAGGUCCGCAAAGUACACCGCGGUGCAUCUGCGGCCGACGAGAACAUGGACGAAGGCUCUGAUGUUGAUUUCGAUCUGGAUGUGGAUGACUCAAUGGAGGACGAUGGCAUCACUCACGAAUUCGAUGACGAAAGAACGUUUGAGCUGGUCUUGAGGAAUGGCCUUAUUAUUCGUCUUCAAGCUUUCGACAAAAUGACGAAGAAGGAAUGGAUGCACCGUCUCCGCAAGCUUGUCAAGUACUGGAAGUAUCGCACAGCAACCGACAUUCAACUCUACAAAACGAUCCGGAAAUACAACCUGGAACUUCUCAAAAUCGACGAGGAGGCUGAAGCAAUCGUGGGACAGUUCGCACGAAAGUGGGAAGUCUUACAUGCGCAUGCCAGCUCCGAACUGUACAAUAUGUGCGGAAUUUCCGCCUGUCGCUCUAUUCAUAUCUCCGGCGUUCUCUUCCGCAAGCCGCGACGCCACGCGACCUUCACGCGCUGCUCGGUCAUCCUGUCGGCGGGCACGCUGCUGAUCUUCCAAGACUCUGUGCGCAAGAGCACGGGCAAGCAGCUGGCGCACAUCCACCACGAGCACAUUUCGACACUGGACCUGCGCGACUGCUACCUCUAUUCCGGCCUCCUGACCGAAGCGGACCUGCUAUACCAGAACCGCACCUUCGACAACAACCGCCCCGGCCACACGGCGCUGCCGCGCAUCUACCUCGAGGACGGCUGGACCAGCACGGACGAAGACUACAUGACGUGCUUCGCGCUGUGGCACGGCCGCAAGAAGAGUCUGUUCAGGAGGGGUCAUGGGGACGAUGAGGUGCAGAGGGAGGUGUUUGAGAAGGAGGGCGGCAGGCGGAGUAGGUGGAAGUUGGUCAGUCAGCUCGGCGUGCCGGGGAAUACGAUGGUGUUUAAGGCGCGGAGUCGCGCCGAGAGGGACCAUUGGGUGCUUGCUAUCCAGACGGAGUGCGAGAGGUUGGCGCAGGCGGAGGAGGUGAGGAUUGUGGAGAGUUCUUGA